ACAGUUGAUCGUUCACAUGAGCACGUGAAUCGACAAUAGUCAUUCACAUGUUACACGUGUAUAUUGGCUGUCAUCGAAGGUGUUGUUUAUAACGAAGACGAACUGAGCUGCUGUCAGRAGUACAAUAUACCGUUAGUCUGAAAGGUUGUAGCAUCUCUUUAGGUGAACUUAUAUCAGCUGCACCAUGGAUUUUGUAGAAGACACCAAGAUCCUUAUGCAAAGCUUAACAUCCUCUGACCCAAUGCAGCAUAGCGUCUACAACCACACACUCCUUUCACCACAUCAAGUCUCCAUUAGUAAAGCAAUGUCACUGCACCAGUGUUCUGGAUUGGUUGGUGGCAGUCCAAGUGCAGGAAGUAGGGUCAUUGAUAGUUUACCAGAAGACAAUACAAUGCUGUGGGGUAAAGAUGGCAUGAUCAACCAUAAAAUGCCGUUCAGCAAGGAGGGAAGCUAUCUAACAGAAGCAUUGUCAAAGUCUACUGCCAAGAUCCAUUCAACAUGCACCUUYACCUCACAAACAAAURGUGAUAUCAAUGGAACUGCACAAGAAAAUGGCUGUAAACUUGAUGAUGAUGAUGACGACGACGAUGAUGAUGACAGUGCCGCAGAUGAUGAUAAUGACAGCAGCGAUGAUGGUGAUGAUGAUAGCGAUGUUGAAAAUUUCAUUAGAAUGCAUUUAGCAAGAAAGAAAGAAUCAACCAGAAGAAACAAAGGAGACCAAGCUGUAGUGWCCAAGACGGCACCUAAGACUAAUGUCAACGUACAAACAAUGGAGGGUUUCUUACAAAAAACUGAUGAACUUAUUAAACAUAAUUUACUCCUUCAACAACAGAUAAGUGCACUGAAAAGGGAGACAAGCUUACAGACAAAGGUACUCACUAAGUUAUUAGUCAAGAGAAGUAAGAAGUAUAAGAAACCUUAUGAUGAGAAUUCAUCUUCAUUGUGAUAGAAUACGGUAUUCAGUACAAAUUAUUUGCUUUUCAUUCACUUGUUAUCAACAUAACAAUUUAGGAGGAUUAAUUUACAUCUCAAAGUUGUAUAAUAUAUUAACUAAGUUUGUACAUAUUUGAUAAUUUUAAAACAACAUCAUCAAACUAUCGAUAUCUCAUACAACUUAACAAUAUUUUAUCUAAAAAUUCUAAGUCGAAUAUAACUUAUUUGGAAGUUUCAUUAUUUUUUGUUUUCAAUAUUAUUGUGAAUUAAAUUGUACAAUAUUAUAAUGUGUGGCAAAAAUGGUAACUUUAAUURUUUUAACGUCACUGUGGUCAGAAUUGGGUCCUACCUGACAUGAGGGACUGCCACACAAGAGUUUUUUGGCAGGUUUAAGAGAUGAUCUGGGAAAUAGUUGUACUGGGAGACUGUGAAUUAAUUUUUWCAUGUUCAAACAGUCAACAUUUAACAGUACAAAAGUUUCUGCCCUGAGCUUUAAUAUGUGUAAAUAAGGGUUGAUGUGCAUUGAAUGUUUGCGUUGUGUCUGUGAAAUUGUACGAAAUUAACUCAGUCUUUUAAGUGUCAGUCAGUUAAUCCCAAGUCUGCUAACUGUAGUAAAAUGUGUAGCUAAAUUUGUACUAGCUAAUUUGAAAUAGGUACAAGUAUAAUUAAAUUUAUUGCGUCACUGUA
Molecule: messenger RNA, 1620 nt
Organism: Exaiptasia diaphana
Lineage: Eukaryota; Metazoa; Cnidaria; Anthozoa; Actiniaria; Aiptasiidae
Product: histone deacetylase HDT1
Exons: 2
Coding region: 185-946 (253 amino acids)
Source: RefSeq, a predicted model, not a curated record